GGCGUUUCUCGUCGGAAAAGGGACGCCAAGCCGGAAGAGGAUGGCGGCGGCCGCUCUGAAAAGAUUUUGGUCCCGAAACCGUGAAGACCCUGGGGGCCCAGCGGCCGCGAAGCCCGGCGUGUGGGCGCGGUUGGGCUCCUGGGCCCGCGUACUGCUCCGAGACUACGCGGAGGCCUGCGGGGACGCGGCGGCGGCGGCGCGGGCCCGGCCCGGACGGGCGGCCGCGUACGUGGGGCUGCUGGGUGGCGCGGCGGCCUGCUGCGCGCUGGCGCCCGGCGAGGCGGCCUUCGAGGAGGCGCUGCUCGACGCGUCGGGGACCCUCUUGCUGCUGGCCCCGGCCACCCGCAACCGCGUCUCCGAGGGCCACGUGCAGCGGCUGCUCUGGCUUCGGGGCCGCGGCCGCCUCCGCCACGUGAGCCUGGGCCUGUGCUCGCUCGUGUACGAGGCGCCCGUCGACGCCCAGGCCAGCCUCUACCAGGCCCGCUGCCGCUACCUGCAGCCUCGCUGGGCCGACUUCCCGGACCGGAUCCUGGACGUGGGCUUCGUGGGCCGCUGGUGGGUGCUGGCCGCCCGCAUGCGCGACUGCGACGUUAACGACGACGAGUUCCUCCACCUGCCGGCCCACCUGCGCGUCGUCGGGUCCCAUCAGCUGCGCUCCGAGACCAACGAGCGGCUCUUCGACGAGAAGUACGAGCCCGUGGUGCUCACCGACGACCAGGUGGACCAGGCGCUGUGGGAGGAACAGGUCUUGCAGAAGGAGAAGAAGGACCGACUCGCCCUCAGCCAGGCCGACUCCCUGGUGCGGCCCGAGGGGCCCAGAUGAAACCCCGGGCCUGGGUCGGGUCCGGGCUCCGAGCCCCGGCGGCUUGUGUGGCCCGGAGCGCACGGCCGCUGCGAGCCGGGGAAGCAAAUGCUGUGCAGAGCGCGCUCUCCCUGCGUUUUCGCCACCUUUCUAGAAGGCCGCUCUCCCUCUCCCCCUCCCCUUGUUCCUUGUUAGCUGAAGCGGUUGCGGAGCCCUCUGGGUCAGGGAGGUGGGGAGGGCCCAGCGGUAAGACGGCGGAGUUGAUCGCUGCGAGCGUUCGUCCUGAGCCCUUUGUGUAAAUGAACUUUUCGUGGAGUCUCACAGCCCCUCGCCCGAGGGAUCCUAUUUGUCGAGUGACUCCGGCGCUCUCCUAAGACUAUUCAGAUUAUUUUAAGCUUGGCAACGUUCUUUUCGUUGUCCCAAGUGUCUUUAUUUGAAAAUAAAGCUAAAAAAUUACUGGUCUCAGAGGAAAGUGGGAAAAUACCACAGGCAUCCUGCGCCCCCUUCCCCCAGCGUACCCCAAAUGGUAAUGUUUGACAGGAAGCCACACCCGACCCGGAGACUGCAGUGGGAGGACUGCAGACUUCACAGGACAGCAUUUUGCAAAAACCAACACCAAACUUUUUACCACCUAGGACAGUGAUGUCAAAAUGACGCAGAAGGGGAAAACAUUAUUUAAUUCGGAAUUAUCUAUGGAAUCAUAGAUGCUUAUAUUUCAGAAACCCUGAAAACCCAGAAUCCUGUGGAAUGGGAUGUGUUAGUGCACAAAGGUUAGGAUAACCCUCCUUUACAGACACAGGAAUGAGACUACCUCUGUCACCCGCGUGGUUUGUGGCUGCUUGAUAAAACCGUCAGAUGAAACAAC
Molecule: messenger RNA, 1667 nt
Organism: Felis catus (domestic cat)
Lineage: Eukaryota; Metazoa; Chordata; Mammalia; Carnivora; Felidae
Gene: TIMM29
Product: translocase of inner mitochondrial membrane 29
Exons: 2
Coding region: 41-823 (260 amino acids)
Biological process (GO): protein insertion into mitochondrial inner membrane
Cellular component (GO): TIM22 mitochondrial import inner membrane insertion complex
Source: RefSeq, a predicted model, not a curated record